UUACAAGAAUAAUCUAUUGUGAUUGGUCUAUUUUUAUUCUUAUUGCCUGUUGCCUGGCAUUGUGCAAAGGGCUUAACAAUUGUUAACAAUUCUGCCCAGAGCCAUUUAUUGAAUCAGAAUCAGAAUCAGAAAUAUUGAUCAGUGUUUAUUCAACUGUGAAUUUUGUCGCAGUUAUUUCUAAGCAGUUAGAAUAAUUAAGACGCAUAGUUUAUUACUUUUCUUAGAUUUAUUCAGCAUUUAGAAGAUUCUGAAUUUGUAUCUCUUGAAACUAAAAAUGUUGCAAGCAUGCAGAAAUGUUGGACAGAUGUUGCUUUCAACAUUGAAAUCCAUAUCAGUUACACAAACAGCCAGUUUAAAGGUUUUUCCUCCUCCUAACGAAUUUAGUGAGAUUGAAUAUCCUGAACGGCGAAGGCUGAAAAUAAUGGAGCAAAUUCCUCAAUUUCCAUCAGGAAUACGUCCUCCUAAAAUGCAAAAGCGUUUGAGAUAUAUGAGAGGACCAGAGAACGUGCAUAAUUUUCUCUUAUAUAGACAGUAUGGUAUCAUAGCUAUUAGAGGAGGCAGGUUAAAACAUAAUCACUUUGAGAUGAUACGUAUGAAGUUGCUCAGAAAUAUUGACCAAAGUAAAAUGUUUGGAAUUUGGCGAGUAGAUGCACCAUGGCAGCCAAUUUCGAAGAAGGGGCAAGGACAUCGAAUGGGUGGUGGUAAGGGUGCUAUCCAUCACUAUGCUACUCCAGUUAAAGCAGGCCGCGUCAUUAUAGAAGUUGGCGGUGAUUGUGAAUAUUUCGAGGUAAAGAGAAUGUUAGAGCGAAUAGCAUCCAUACUUCCAUUCAAAGCUAUGGCUGUCAGUCAACAAAUGUUGGACAGGAGAGCAGUCAAAGAACAGUGGUUAGGAAACAACAAUCAACAUUUAUGGACUUGGAAAUAUAUGGUACAAAACAAUAUGAUUGGUUGUCACAAAUGGAUAUCACCAUUUGAUAAAAAAUGGUUUAAUAAGUAUUUGUAAACAAUUAAAUACAAUUGUAAAUAAUGAAUGCAUUUACAUGCAAUCAGAAAAAAAUAAUUAUUCGAGGUAUUUUUUAGUGUAUAUUGCUAAGGAAUAUUAAAAAUAUUCCUUCAUCUUUCAUGGUUGACGCAAAUAACUAACUAAUAAAUAACUAACAAGUAAAGGUGCCCAACUGUCACUCACCGAUUGUGAUGAAACUUUGCCCACUUAUAGUGCUAUGGAAAAUAAUCGACACGUAUCUUUUUUAUCUCUGGAGAAGCAGUUUUAAGGGUGGAAAUUACCCCUUAUUUAUAUAGAGUGUUUUCGCGUUAGAAGUGCUAUCUUGUUGUUUAUUCGAAAGGCUGAAAGGUUUCAUGGGAUUUUUGGGGUCGUUAAAUUCGAAUCUGACGUGAAAUUCAAAAUUACAAAAUGGUGGAUCAAAUAUGGCGUCUAUGUCUCGUGAGUGAGACCAUUUUUUCCAUGUAAAAUAAAAUGAUGACGAAAAUCACGAUUUUUUUAGGUUUUCGAGGUCGCUCAAUGAAUAAUGAAAUACUGAAAUAUAUGGAACAUUUAUUUUCAAUAGAUUCAUUUAAUGUUAGGUGAAAUAACAGCAAAUUCCAUAUAAGUUGCCUGAAGACAUUUUAUAUGCACGCAUAAAAACAAAUGACAAACAGUAAUACUAAAAAUAGUGAAAACAAUAUGAUUUCCCCUAUAUAUGUAAAAAAAUCGUAAUUUUCGUCAUCAUUUUAAUUUAUAUGGAAAAAAUGGUCCCACUCACGAGACAUAGACGCCAUAUUUGAUCCACCAUUUUGUAAUUUUGAAUUUCACGUCAGAUUCGAAUUUAACGACCCCAAAAAUCCCAUGAAACCUUUCAGCCUUUCGAAUAAACAAGAUAGCACUUCUAACGCGAAAACACUCUAUAUAAAUAAGGGGUAGUUUCCACCCUUAAAACUGCUUCUCCGCAGAUAAAAAAAAUACAUGUCGAUUAUUUUCCAUAGCACUAUAAGUGGGCAAAGUUUCAUCACAAUCGGUGAGUAACAGUUGGGCACCUUUACUUGUAAGUAUGAGAUAACAAUAUAUAAUGAGAUAGUUUAAAUUUAGAGUCACAAUGACUGAGAUUCCUAUACAAAUUUUAAUCUAGAUUUAAAAUAAUUAAACUCUUCAAAAACCAUGACAACGUGCGACUCCCAUUUAUUGCGAAAUUGAAAGCGAUAGAUCAAGAUUAAUCGAUACGAAAAUAAUGGAUCAUCAGAUAUAAAUUAAUUAACUAUUUGCAAUAAGCUAGGUUCGAAGUAAUAAUAAACUGCGUAAACCACAAGACAAAAGAAUGUGGUAUCGCGAUACGAACAAUUCCGAAUUUUUAUAAUACGACGAACGUAAAAUAAACUUACUCUUUCAUAAUAUCCUGACCUCAAACGGUUCCUGAUGUUUUUGAUACUUCUCUUUACAAAAUAUAUCCUUGGACACUUAAUAUGUUCGCGAAAAUCAAUAAAUCCAUUGGUUUAUUUUAAAGGACGCACAAUUUAUUUUUUAAUAUAUUGCUUCUUUGCGUUUGUUUUAU
This is a messenger RNA of Harpegnathos saltator (Jerdon's jumping ant), 2543 nucleotides long. RefSeq names its product mitochondrial ribosomal protein L16. Bases 275 to 1003 code for a protein of 242 amino acids. The transcript has 6 exons. Gene Ontology annotation, biological process: mitochondrial translation. The record is from RefSeq and is a predicted model, not a curated record. Gene Ontology annotation, cellular component: mitochondrial large ribosomal subunit; ribosome. Gene Ontology annotation, molecular function: structural constituent of ribosome; rRNA binding. NCBI's taxonomy places the organism in Eukaryota, Metazoa, Arthropoda, Insecta, Hymenoptera, Formicidae.